Acyrthosiphon pisum (pea aphid) is the source of this 837-nucleotide messenger RNA. RefSeq lists its product as uncharacterized. Bases 1 to 837 code for a protein of 278 amino acids. The record is from RefSeq and is a predicted model, not a curated record. The transcript has 4 exons. NCBI's taxonomy places the organism in Eukaryota, Metazoa, Arthropoda, Insecta, Hemiptera, Aphididae.
AUGGUAUUAUUAGCGACAUUAAAGGCGCAGAGUAACAACGUCAACCUGUCCAUCGGGGAGCUUCGCAAAGACGAGGUGUACCCUGUCACUUCCAUGAAGAUCGUAGACACAAAAUUCGGGGUCUUCAACUUGGGGGAGCGUGAACGUCUUCCUGCCAAAGGUGAUUUUGAACUUGGUGCUCAUAUUGCUGCUAAAGAAGUAUUUCCUUUAAUUAUUAUUAAAGCCUGUCGUUUCCAUCUUGGUCAAGCAUGGUACAGAAAAAUCAGUUCCAUUCCAAUAUUAAAAAAAAACUACGACGAUAAAAAUUCACAAUCUGGACUAUGGUUAAAACUUUUUUUUGGUUUGCCUUAUUUACCAUCACAUAUGAUUUCUGAUGCGUUUAUUGAGAUAAUGGCUACUUGUCCAGAAGAAAAACAAUAUUAUGAUUUUGCUGAUUACAUAUUGGAUUAUUAUAUUGAGACUAAUAAUUUUUCACCAAUGUUGUGGGCAGAAAAGCCCAAUAAAAUUACAAGAACGACAAACGGUGCAGAAAGUUACCAUAGUCAACUUAGGCAUGAAUUCUAUGUUCCACAUCCUACUAUAUUUCAUUCAAUAGAUGUGUUAAAAGAACAACAAAUAAUUACUGAAACCAAAUUUCGCCUCAUACGAAACGUCAACGUGAACCGUACACGCAAAGUAUGCAGGGAGAAAGAAAAAUUUAUUUUAAAAUUAUAUGAUCGUUUCAUUAACAACGUAAUUAGCUUGAUUGAUUAUUUAAAAACAUUAGGAUGUAUACAAGGGAAAAAUAUAUCAGAGAACGUAGGAAUUCAAUCGAAAAAUAUUUUAAAUUCUGAUUAG